AUGGCGCCAACAGAGGGGCCAAUGAGCAGAGAUGUACCUCACGCCGACGAUAAUUCGGCUUUCGCUAGAUUUGCAAGUCGCAGAAGCGUUGUCUACAGUACGAAAGGAAUGGUGGCGUCAACACAGCCACUGGCUUCUGAGGCAGGACAGAAGAUUUUAAGAGUAGGGGGAAACGCAGCAGACGCUGCUGUAGCGGUAGCCGCCGCGCUCAACAUGACCGAACCUUGCUCAACGGGAAUUGGGGGUGAUAUGUUCUGUUUGUAUUUUGACGCAAAAACCCGCAAGGUCCACGCGUUGAACGGCUCGGGUCGAAGCCCCAAGAACACAUCACUUGCGCAAAUCAGGGAACAGCUUGGAAUGUCCGGCACCAAGCACGGUAAAAUCCCCCCAACCAGUGCGUUGUCUAUCACUGUGCCAGGCGCUGCUGCAGGCUGGGUCGAUACUAUAGAGAAGUUUGGAAGUGGCAAGGUGGACAUGGAACAGAUCUUGGCCCCAGCUAUUGAGCUAGGACAAGAAGGGUUCCCUGUCAGUGAGGUGGCUGCCCAUUCCUGGAAAAAAGGCGAGGCGGGACUCAGACGCGCAUCUCCAAACUUCCCCGAGAUGCUGAAGCGCGAUGCGGCAUCGAGGGAUUCGUGCCGGGCACCACGUGCGGGCGAGCUUAUGCGCAAUCCCACUCUCGCAGAUACGUUUCUGGCAAUUGCGAAGGAAGGUAAACGAGGGUUUUAUCAAGGCCGAAUCGCACAAUCGGUUGUAGACAUUGUUCGAUCUAAGGGUGGAUUGAUGGAGCUGUCCGACCUGGAAGAUCACAUGAAUCGGGCGCCCGAAAGCAAUGAACCGAUUUCUACGAAAUUUUGUGGGCAGAAUGUUCGCCACCUUCCAAAAAGCAAAGCGUCGCAGGAUCUAGAUCAACAUUUUGUCGAACUCUGGGAGCAUCCUCCCAAUGGACAAGGCCUCAUCGCACUAAUGGCACUUGGAAUUCUUCAGGAGCUUGAGGCACAGCAGAAGAUCCCCGCGUUCACGGAAAAUGACCACAAUACAGCACCUUUCCUGCAUGCUAUCAUUGAAGCACUGAAGAUAGCUUUUGCUGAUGGAUCGUGGUGGAUAACGGACCCUCAAUUCAGUCCUGUGUCGCCAGCAGAUCUCCUCUCUCGUUCUUAUUUGGCGGAGCGAGCAAGUCUGUUUGAUCCUCAGAAAGCCAAAGAUUACGGUCAUGGACAGCCAGGGCCUAGUCCAGCCCACAACCACUGUGACACUGUCUACUUUGCCGUGGUUGAUGCGGAGGGCAAUGGCAUGAGUUUCAUAAACUCCAAUUAUGAGGGGUUCGGUUCGCACGUUAUACCAAAGGGCUGCGGAUUUACCCUCCAGAAUCGAGGAUCAAACUUCGACUUGGGGCCGGAGGGCCACCCUAAUAUCUACGAAGGUGGGAAGAGACCAUACCACACUAUCAUUCCGGGAAUGAUUACCAUGGGCAGUGGAGCUCAUCGCGAGCUUCAUUCAGUCUAUGGAGUGAUGGGUGGAUUCAUGCAGCCACAAGGACACGUACAGGUGCUCCUCAACAUGGUAACAUUCGGCAUGAACCCACAGCAGGCCUUAGAUGCGCCGAGAGUCUGCAUCAGCGCUGCUGCGGAUGAAGGUCGUGGUAUGAAGGCUGGUAACGUCUUUGUCGAAGAAGGUAUCGAUGAUAAUGUUAUUGAAAGUCUUCAAAGGCUGGGCCACAAGGCGAAAGUUCUAUCCGGCUGGGAACGCUCAAUGUUCGGCCGAGGUCAGGUUAUCUCCCGCUAUGUGGAUGAGGAUACCGGUAAGGCGAUUUAUGGAGGAGGCAGUGAUCUCAGAGGGGAUGGAAUUGUCUCACCGAGCUAG
This is a messenger RNA of Cyphellophora europaea CBS 101466, 1860 nucleotides long. RefSeq names its product gamma-glutamyltransferase. The transcript has 4 exons. The coding region runs from base 1 to 1860 and encodes 619 amino acids. The record is from RefSeq and is a predicted model, not a curated record. NCBI's taxonomy places the organism in Eukaryota, Fungi, Ascomycota, Eurotiomycetes, Chaetothyriales, Cyphellophoraceae.